Messenger RNA from Porites lobata, 4926 nucleotides. The record is from the annotation of a GenBank genome assembly. Lineage: Eukaryota; Metazoa; Cnidaria; Anthozoa; Scleractinia; Poritidae.
AUGACUACCGCCAGAAGGCCGCUAUGUACUAGAACUACAGAGAUGAGGGAUCAGUGGGUGAGCUGGGACACAUGGGGGCUUACGGCAUUUUGGUAAUUAAGUUUUUUUUCAAGCGGUAUUUUUGUAAUUUUUAUUUUAAUGUGGGGUAUUGCCGUAUCAUCUAGCCCUUCGGUAUGCGGUUUUUCAUCAUUUUAGCCAACGCAGUUGGUACGGUUUUGCGGUAACGGUUCAUUUGCGCCCGCCUGCAUGCUUUAGAUAAACAAACACGAGAGAUGGAUACAACUUGAAAUAAGCGUGACAGAUCAUAAUUGCGAUAUCGGUAUUUCGUCGAUGUUCGACACCGUGAUUUCGGUAUUGCUAUUUUUUCUUACGGUAUUGCGGUAUUGCGCCCCCCUCCUUCCCCCACCUUAAUGUCCCUCUCCUUCCAACACCUGUGUUUAUAGGAAGCGAAGAAGUUUGCAGUGCCAUUAAUCUUUUAUUUUUAUGCAAAAGCUAGACUGCAAGAUUGAAGUGGCUUCUCUUAAAAUCUUAGAAGGCGUUUUAGCCAUGACUCCGCUGGUGAGAGAAGGCAGCAGAUAUCUCUUUUGCAAUGAUUUGUGACAAGUCAAAUGUCUUGUGCCAGUUAAUUCCGCGAAAAAAACUUUUUCUGCAUUUUUGUUAUAAUUAUUAUCAGUAAAAAAGCUACUCCUAUCCAGUCUAAUCAUUGAACUGAAAACAUCCCUCCGUCGAAUGUACUUUCUCCACACACAUUUCAACCAAACUAGUUGUCUUACUUUGCCGGAAUUAAAUCGAGGCCCCUUAAGCCCUUAAAUCUAAAUUGCUCAAACAGACCAAAAAAUCCAUCGACACUGCUAAAAAGAGAACUUAAUUUUCAGCUUUCGAGAGAUAUUUUUGAGAAACAAGCAAAUAUAUAGCUCAGUAAAUACGCUACUGAAUUUCACAGGGGUGUUCCACACGAGGUGGUCCGGAGCAGGAGCCUAUCCGUGUCUGCUGGAGGACAUUACGAUAGACGAAAGUUACGUUUGCCCACAUGUACACUGAUUUUGUGUCUUCGCCGAACCAUAUCUUUGUUAAUUGUCACUCUCAAAGUUAGCGAACUUUAUUGAUUUUCCAGCGGUUUCGGUUAAUUUUCGCAUACUGGUUUAUUUCUAAAGUUGACAAAACCGUGUAAGGGUGGACGGAUGGAUACGAUUUUCGUGUGCCUUGAGGUGGUGUAUGAAAGUGUUUAAUGGCGAUUAAACACAAACAUUUUUAUUAUAAAAGUAUAAAUGCCAUAGAUCAAGGUAUUUUAAGCUACAUCGAAAACUUAAGUUGUCAACGGAAACCUUUCAUGAUCUGAAAUAAUGCUUGGAUACUGAGUGAUCGUUCUCCACUGAAUUUUUUCGCAUCCUAAGUCCAAGAUUAAGCAGCAUUUGAUUUAAUGCUUUGUUUUUGUCUGUGAGGUGCCGGAUUAAUGUCGGAGGUUGUGUCAUUCUCGAUGUGGAACUGCUGUGGAAACCGCUUCAAUUCCUCGUUUGUUUUCUUUCACUUAUUUCCCAAAAGAGAAGUCCACUUAUAUUAAAACUGAAGUUUAAGGACACUAAAGUUAAAUUGUUUUUAUAGCUCAGUGAUGAGUCGUUCAGGUUUGCAUUUGUAAAUGUUCUAAUAGUUUUGUACAUUUGAACCAAUAAGAAACCUUCCAUGAUCUGAUGAAGUCACUCAGUUCCAAGGCAGGUCACGCUCAGGUGACUUGUAAAUUGUAUCUGUUUGUGGACUUAGGGCCUGUUUACAUGGAGGUGGGGAACCCCAGGUAGAUGAGGUAACCCGCCUGUCCACAUAAUCUCUCAUAUUAAUUUGAUCACGUUGACAUGAUAGGUGGGGUCCCCAACCUCCAUGUAAACAGGCCCUUAAGCAGCUGACUUUUAAGUUAACUUCUAUUCUCUUCAGCCCUUCAGUGAACAGUAUUUUACAAUGUCAAACUACAUAUUUACUCCAAAAAGAACCCCUUGUUGGUUCUCAGAAUCGUAGAAGUCUGAAUCAUGAAUGUCAGGCAACUAAUAUAUAUUAUAUCGCCAUGCAUGCCGUGUAUAUGUACGGUGUCGACUGACUCAAGACUGUCUUAUCUUUUCUUUCAUCAAAGUGUUCACUCUUUUAUAAUACGCACUCGGGUAGAGCGCUUUCGACUCUAAGCGGAUAAGCGAAUAUUCUGACGCUCAUGAACAGUCGGGAGGCUUUGAGUUCUUAAGUGGGCUGAAAUGGCGAGGGACUCGCGCAUUUGUGACAAUGAUACUUAAGUGAGAAAGUUUUUUAUUUUCACGCAAUCCUACGUUUUGGAGCUGCGAGGAUUGAAAAUUUAUCUUUCCUGUUAUAGGGUAUUGUUUGUCAGCUAUUGUUUCUUCGUGUGGAUACUGUUCAGUCUUUUGUAUAACUUCAUUAGGGUGAUUCCCCUCAUCUUCAAGUCCAUGAUUGUUGUGACUACGUUAUCGUGAUUUUUCGCAGUCAUAACAAUCUCUCAGCCAAUCAAAAGGUAAGCAGUUUCUGUAGCCGGGAUAAAAUGAAACGACCUGGGGACCAACAAUCAAGGACACUCAAACUGGGUUACACUGUUCUGUCUUUCUCUCUUCCAAUGUUGUUUUCUAAUGGUUUUACGAUGGAAUUGUCCAAGUUCGAGGUCAACAUUGAAAGGAACGGGGAAAAGGAGGUCCAGCGCAACAUGUCAACGUCAUUCCUUCACUGAACUGAACUGACCCAAGUUCUAAUGUCACCGGGAUUGUAGCUAUCUUCGUUAUCAUAAAAAGAAGUAGAACACUUAUAAAACUAGAACUUGGAACAAUCUAUGUGGAGCUGGAAGAGCUGUGAAAGCCGGAACGAUUUCCACUCGAUAGGUGAAAACACUGCGAGUUCCUUCUGAUACAGAACCUGUUCAGGCCUGCAAUCACGUCUGUUUUCAAGGCCGGGCAAUUCAUGAAAAGACUUAACAGAUAAAAUCGAUAUCAAACAUGAGUAAAACAUAAAGAAGGUCAACCUAUUUGCAAAUAGGCAGCUGGCUAUGGACAAUAAUAAUAUCAGAAUGUAUAUUAUACUGUGACAUUCUAAUUUUCUUUUACUGACUCUCCCCCAUCUUUCCUAUCUUCUGAUUCAAGAUAUCCUCGUCGACUAAUGGAGCUGUCUGUGGAGGUUCACCGCAUGCGGUAUGACGCUUAUGAGAUGCGACCACAUCGUCAGCUGGACAGAGGAGUGACACUGGCGAUCAACGAGAGGACCAGACCCCCUGACUGUCAGGAUGGAACACUAACUAGGUACUCUGUCGAGGAGACAAACCCAUGGCAUGGGCAGGCCCAAGAAGACGAACGCAUGGGUACAUUUUCUCUCCCAAGACAAAUAACAGUAAGCAGGUUAGUAUACUUACGGCGCAAACAGCGUCUGAACAAUCUGAUUCUGUUACUCCAAAUAAGCAGUGGUAUAUGGCAAGGUGCACUCCUACAAACUAGGUACCAUGUAUAAUCUAAUAAAGUGAACUACAGAGAGGGGAGGGUCGGUCCGUUUAUCGAUAGUCACGUCAUGAUUAACGGGCCCGGAAAGUUGUUGUUGUUUACAUUUAAGAAAGAGACUGGUUUCCUUUGAUAGCCAGGAACCACGCUCUUGUUCUUUAGAUUUUCAUUUGAGUAUAUGAAUUUUAACCUCGUCCCAGGGCUUUCACCCCCUCAAAGGGAAAAGCCCUUAGGAGGAUUGGGGACGAGGUUGUUUGAAUUCGGGGCUUUUGAGAAACGAGCCCCAGGUCGCUCGAGGCCUCUCAUAGCCACACCGUACGCGACUGAAAAUAAGGCUAUACGUACGUUGUUCAGUGAAAACAAUGUGGUGGAAUUGUUUUACUGACUUAUCGGCCACCAAAUGGGGGUGAUCCAAAUCGCUGAAUGGUCAGAUUACGGUUCAGCCUACCUACUGAAAAAAUUUUGUUUUUCUCAAACUGAGUUGCUUCUAUAACUUCGAUGAUCCACUCAGUUACUUCUAGUUAUCCUUCGAGUUGUAUUAUAGAUGUUUUUUAUAUAUUCAUUAUUUUAUCUUCAUCUUCCAUGGGUUUACAACAAACCACUGAACCAAAUCAGACCAGCCCCCUUGGUUAAUUUGUAAGCUCAAUUCAGGGUUAGACUGCGCGCGCUGCACCGGUCAUGGUAUUGCAGAGGUCCAAGGUUUCGAGGUCUUACUAGCCUAAAUUUUACGACUGCGUUAAAGGUUCCUUCUUGCUGCUAUGAUGUUCUGCAUUUAAUUUUUUAUUGACUUUAUCCUGCAGUUCUAUAUGUUCAUAUAUACAUUGUUUGUUAAUCACCGUUUCAAAUCCUUUUUGACAGAUUAAAAAGACGGUCAGUCUGACCAAUUUUAACAGUUUUCAAAAAAUAACUGACGUAAUGAUAAGGCUGUUUUUAUUUCCAUAGGUCAAGUCCCCCAGAGCCGAUGUCGUCUUUAGGUCAGAACUGUGGUGGAGAGUAUAUUUGGAAGAUAGUCGGUUUCUCUCAUCACAUUCAGGAUGCUAGAAAUGGAAAAAUAACAUCACUCGAGAGCCCUCCGAUUUACACAAGCCAACAAGAAUACAAGUUCUCCAUGCAUUUGUUCCUGAAAGGUGUUAAUGGUGGAGACGGACGCCACAUUGGCCUUUUUGUUGGCAUGAUGCAGGGAGAAUACGAUACUAUUCUGGAAUGGCCCUUCUCUGGACGAAUCGUUCUCACCAUCAAGGAUCAAAGUACUGAUGUUAAUGGCUUCCGCCAUGAUAUCAGUGACACUUUCGUGGCGAAUAGAAAUCUGGGUGCUUUUCAGGAACCCACUGCUGCCGGGCGAUACAGCACCCUGUAUGGCUACGCAGAGUUUGCGCCCACAGCCCUGGUUUGCUCCCCACAGUACUUAAAAUAUGAUACAGUGAUGGUUAAGAUCGAGAUUCAUAAAAACAUCUAA